Messenger RNA from Penicillium concentricum, 5490 nucleotides. Its product is annotated as bifunctional urea carboxylase/allophanate hydrolase. Gene Ontology annotation, cellular component: mitochondrion. The transcript is spliced from 2 exons. The record is from RefSeq and is a predicted model, not a curated record. Lineage: Eukaryota; Fungi; Ascomycota; Eurotiomycetes; Eurotiales; Aspergillaceae. Gene Ontology annotation, molecular function: methylcrotonoyl-CoA carboxylase activity; ATP binding; metal ion binding. Bases 1 to 5490 code for a protein of 1829 amino acids.
AUGCGUUCAAGCCACUCCACCGGAGGCGAGGAACAGCCUCUGACAAUUUCCCAAUGGCGUGAAUUACAAAAGACUGUGUCUGAGCCAACCCACAUUUUCUCGCUGCUCGAGCGAGCACAACCAAACACAUCAAAUGCAUGGAUCUCAUUGGCAACGCGCGAACAAAUCAUUGCGCAAUGGGAAAAUAUCACAACACUUCGAUCCCAGGGGAAAGAUCUCCCACUAUUCGGCGUGCCAUUCGCCGCCAAGGAUAACAUCGACGCCGCUGGGUUCUGCACAACGGCCGCAUGCCCGUCAUUUGGCACCCAGCCUGUGAACACCGAUUCAACAGUUGUGCAACGGCUGAAAUCGCAGGGAGCCAUUAUCAUUGGCAAGACCAACCUUGACCAGUUUGCCACGGGUCUUGUCGGUACGCGUUCACCGUAUGGAGCCGUUGCCAAUUCCUUCGAUUCAAAUCGAGUCAGCGGAGGUAGCAGCUCUGGGAGCAGUGUGGUCGUCGCUCAGGGACUGGUUCCGUUCUCUCUUGGCACAGAUACAGCAGGGUCAGGUCGGGUACCUGCUGGAUUCAAUAAUCUUGUUGGGCUCAAACCCACGCGGGGGGCUUUGAGUGCACAUGGCGUGGUACCAGCAUGUCGCUCACUUGACUGUGUUUCUAUCUUUGCUCUGAGUCUGGAAGAUGCCGAACUGAUCCUGGAACUGGCCGAGGGAUAUGAUGUUCAAGAUGCAUACUCGAGAGACCGUGCCGGCUGCGCGACUGACAAAUCUCCUCGAGAGACCUUGCCCUCCCAACCGAAACUGGCUAUAUGCUCCAAUCCUGAGUGGUUCGGCCAGACCGAGCAGGCUGCAGCAUACCAAGAUGCAUUGGCCAAAGCCCAACGGCUGGGGUGGAAGCUAAAGCCCGUUGAUUUUACACCCCUAUUUUCUCUUGCCAGCCUCCUAUAUGAAGGCCCAUGGGUUGCUGAGCGAUAUGCUGCUAUCGAGAAGUUCAUCCGCUCAGAACCACUCGAGGCCAUGGACCCGGUUGUUCGUGGUAUCAUCAUGAAAGCCGAGAAGUUCUCUGCUACAGAACUAUUCGCGUGCGAGUACCACCGACAAGACCUGUCCCGUGAGAUCGAGCAGAUCUUCGGGCAAUACGACGCGCUGCUGGUGCCCACUGCUCCCACAUUCCCUUCGAUGCAAGAUCUCAAGGAUGAGCCGGUCGCAGCAAACAGCCAAUUGGGUACAUAUACCAACUUCGUGAAUUUUUUGGAUUGGUCUGCUUUGGCAAUUCCUGCUGGCUGGAGAGAAGACGGUCUUCCUUUCGGUAUCACACUGAUAGGUGGAGUGUGGGAAGAGCCGCGAUUGCUGGAGCUUGCCCGGCGCUGGAUGUCUGAUGCCCCGCGCUUGCUGGGAGCGACGGGUGUGGAAUAUCAAGAACGUUGCUCUGAGCCUACUGCCACCUUCAACUCGAUGCAGUUGGCGGUAGUUGGUGCCCAUCUUUCUGGCUUCCCUCUGAACAAGGAUUUGGUCUCACGAGGCGCAACCUUGGUCACUGCUACAACAACGGCCCCGUGCUAUCAGCUAUUUGCACUGCAUACAAUAGGACCAGUAUCAAAACCUGCGCUAAAAAGGGUCGUUGAUGGUGGAAAAUCCAUCGAAGUGGAGGUUUGGAACAUGCCGCUCGAUAAGAUGGGAAGCUUCCUCGGUACUAUUGCAGCGCCCUUAGGCAUCGGAUCAGUUGAGUUGCAAGAUGGCCGGUGGGUUAACGGGUUCAUCUGCGAGCCUGUUGGCCUCGAGAAUGCAAAAGACGUAACCAGUUUUGGCGGAUGGCGAAGCUACAGCCAGUCACUCGACACUUCCACCGCCGAGUCGUCGAGCGCUGCAUCUACUACGCCUGUAACCAGCAUCGGCGAGAAGCGUAUCAGCACGGUUCUCGUUGCCAAUCGUGGUGAAAUUGCGCUGCGUAUCAUUCGGACCCUACGAGAGAUGAAGAUCGCUUCCGUGGCUGUCUAUUCAAGUGCCGAUGCUCGCGCACCACACGUUACCGCUGCAGAUGUUGCACUUCCCCUGGUCGGUAACACAGUAUCCGACACCUACCUGAACAGCAAGCAGAUCUUGGCUAUGGCUUUCAAAGCUAAUGCUGAUGCCGUCAUUCCUGGAUAUGGCUUUCUUUCGGAGAAUGCCGACUUUGCCGCCACCGUCGAGGCUGCAGGUCUGGUAUGGAUUGGUCCAACUCCGGAGCAAAUGCAUGAUUUGGGCUUGAAGCACCUUGCUCGUGAUAUCGCAAUUACCGCCGGCAUUCCUGUUGUUCCCGGAAGCAAGGGUUUAGUCAGCAGUCUUGACGAUGCACUUGCAGAAGCAGAGAAGAUCGGCUAUCCAGUGAUGGUAAAAAGCACCGCUGGUGGAGGCGGAAUCGGCCUUCAGCGGUGCGCCGAUGUUGAUGCACUUCGAGAGGCAUUUGAUGGUGUCCGUCGACUGGGACAGGCAAACUUUGGCGAUGAUGGGGUUUUCAUCGAGCACUUCAUCGAUCGGGCACGACAUAUUGAGGUCCAAGUGCUCGGUGAUGGCGCUGGUCGGGUCAUAUGUGCUGGUGAGCGCGACUGUUCGCUGCAGCGUCGGAACCAGAAGGUUAUCGAAGAGUCCCCUGCUGGGUUUGUCCCAGUCAAAGUCCGAGCUGACAUGCGCCGUGCUGCUGCUGCUUUGGCUGCUUCCUUGCAAUACCGCAAUGUUGGAACCGUUGAAUUCAUCCUCGACAUCGAUAGCAAGAAAUUCUACUUUCUGGAGAUGAACACACGUCUCCAGGUCGAGCACCCAGUGACUGAGGCCGUAACAGGCCUUGAUCUUGUCGAAUGUAUGAUGCGCAUUGCCAUGAAUGAUUGCACCACUCUUUUUCCUCAACAGAUAAAUGAGAUUCCGGUCUCCGGUGCAGCGAUCGAAGCUCGUGUUUAUGCCGAAAGCCCCAUUCAAGGAUUUCGACCUUCUCCUGGAAAGCUCCUAAAUGUCGAGUUUCCAUCCGGUGUCCGCGUUGACACCUGGGUCAGUUCAGGCCAGGAGCUAUCGUCAUCAUUUGAUCCAAUGGUUGCAAAGAUCAUCGCACACGGCGAUGACCGUCCUGCAGCUCUUCGAAAGCUCUCAGAAGCUCUGGAAAACACAAUAAUUACUGGCGUGGAAACCAACCUGGGAUAUCUGCAGCAAAUUGUAGCUUGGGAGUCAUUUAAUGCCGGUGCCUUCACGACAGCAUCACUCAAUACUUUCCCAUACGAACCUCACGUCGUCGAAGUCAUUGAUCCUGGGUCCGAUACGGCUGUACAGGACUUCCCUGGCCGUCAAGGUCUCUGGCAUAUCGGCGUGCCACCAUCUGGCCCAAUGGAUUCCUACUCGUUUCGUCUCGCCAACAAAAUAGUCGGCAAUGAUGACCGUGCUGCGGGACUCGAGUGCUCAAUUCAAGGCCCGACUCUGCUCUUCCACUCCCCAACCACCGUUGCGGUCGUUGGUGCUAACGCGCCUGUAUCUGUCGACGGGGAAGAAAGGAAACCUGGCACGACCAUCAGGAUUCAAGGUGGACAGAAGCUUCGCAUCGGCACAGCUACCAGUGGUUCCCGAGUUUAUCUUGCUGUUCGAGGCGGUGUUCAGGUUCCUGAAGUCCUAAACAGCCGGUCAACAUUUGCAAUCGGUCAUCUCGGAGGACACAAUGGACGCAGCCUUCGCAUUGGUGAUCUUCUCCCAUUAGCACAAGUCAUGGAAGGGGAACUUCCAUUGCCCAAAGCCCCAAUCGUGUCCCUGCCGCCAGUUGAGAACCGAGAAUGGGUCGUUGGUGCAAUCCCUGGGCCACACGGUAGUCCAACUCAUUUCACACAGGAUGGGCUUCAAGAGCUGUUCAAUGGUAAAUGGACUGUUCACUACAACAGCAAUCGGCUCGGAGUCCGUCUCACCGGGCCCCGUCCAGAGUGGGCACGGCAAACUGGUGGUGAUGCUGGCCUGCAUCCCUCUAACAUCCACGACAGUCCUUAUUCAAUCGGAAAUGUGAGCUUCACGGGCGACGAGGCAGUUGUCUUGACAGCAGAUGGGCCAAGCCUGGGCGGGUUCGUUGCAUUUGCCACGGUCGCUGAAGCUGAGAUGUGGAAGUUUGGCCAGAUGCGACCAGGCGAUCACCUUCGGUUCCACCCUAUUUCCCUUGGUGAUGCGCAGGCGCUUGCGAGGGUUCUCGAGCAUUCGAUCGCUACUCUCAGCCCACUCACUGAUGUAGACUUGAGACAGACAAGUCCUGUUGCUGUUUCCAGUCCGAUCGUGAAGGAGAUCUCCGAGGCUGGCCGCUUUAUUCGAUGCUGCCAGGCAGGUGAUCGAGCCUUGCUGCUCGACUUCGGUAAUGACAAUGGCUUCACGCUACGGCAAACAUUUCACAUCAUGAACUUCAUUGAGAUGCACCGAGCUUCUCCAAUUCCAGGCGUUGAGGAGCUCACAUCAGGGGUCCGAAGCCUCCAUAUUCGCGUGAAAGCGAACUUCUCACUGCCUCAAGUAAUUGAUGCGCUGGUCGCGCAUGAGAUUUCUCUUGGAACGGAGCUUCCCUCCCGACUAGCCUCGCGCGUCGUGCAUAUGCCUCUUGUUUUCAACGAUGAGAGGAGCCGCAAAGCGAUUGCCCGCUAUACUUCGACUAUUCGUUCCUCGGCACCGUAUCUACCCAGCAACAUUGAGUUCUUGCAGAGGCUGAACGGACUUGACAGCCCCAAUCCGGUGGAAACUAAUAUCUAUGAAGGCGCGUUCCUUGUAUUGGGACUUGGUGAUGUGUACCAAGGGUCUCCCUGUGCUGUGCCACUGGAUCCCCGCCACCGACUCUUCGGAACGAAGUACAACCCAUCCCGUUCCUUCACCCCUCGUGGCGCUGUGGGUAUUGCUGGUCAAUACCUAUGCAUCUAUGCAACAGACUCGCCUGGGGGGUAUCAGCUCGUCGGUCGUACAGUACCUAUCUGGGAUGAUUUCCACAAGCCCAGAUUGGGCGAGAAGGCACCGUGGACGUUUUCACUCUUGGACCAGAUUCGUUUCUACCCUGUCACUGAAGAAGCACUUUCCGCAGCGGAAGCUGAUGGAACCUCCAGUGAUCUCAUCAAAAUCUCUAACGCUGAGCUAGACCUCAAUGAAUAUGAGAAAUGGCUGGGAGAGCACGCGGAGGAUAUCACUACUGUUCGGGACCAGCGAUCUAAGGCAGUACAUGAAGCGGACUUCUUCGAUGAUCUGCUCCAACCAUACGAUCCGAUCACGAUGCGGCCAGGUCGGAGACAGGAAAGCGACGACUCAAUGACUGGAGAGCGGGUGAAAGCACUUUUGCCUGGCAGAUGUUUCAGUUGCGCUGUCGAAGAGGGAGACCAGAUUCGGGCAGGGGAUCCUCUGAUUUGGAUCGAGUCCAACAAAAUGGAGGUCAAGAUUUGUGCACCAGUCAGUGGGAAAUGUGUGAAACUGCUGGCCGCAGAGGGAGAUAUCCUUGGGCCCAGUGAUAUUGUUGCUAUCAUUCAAUAG